This is a messenger RNA of Coregonus sp. 'balchen', 6471 nucleotides long. The record is from the annotation of a GenBank genome assembly. NCBI's taxonomy places the organism in Eukaryota, Metazoa, Chordata, Actinopteri, Salmoniformes, Salmonidae.
CCCCUGUUGAAACACCAAUCGGUGGUAUCCUCCUCUUGUAGAGAGGCGGUGAUUGGGCUAGACAUUAUAUGGGUAUUACAGGUCGCCGCUACUUCACUAUUUAGUUUCCAUUUAGAUUAUUCAACGGUGAAACAUACACAUACUGUACUCUCAGGGAACCGGCCUUGAUUUGUAACACAUGGCUUCUAAACACCAACAGAACGACUUGUCUACCGGGUUCCGCGUGCAGUUCAAAUCUUUCGCAACAGAGGCGAUCCACGUUGGGCAAGAACCGGAGCAAUGGAAAUCUAUGGCCGUGGUGCCACCUAUUUCUCUGUCCACCACGUUCAAGCAGUAUGGACCUGGAGAUCAUGCUGUAAGUUACCUAAUGUAUACCAUUCGGAUAACGUAAAGACCUUCGGGUAACUGUAAUAGGUGCUACCUGCGGUACUAAUCUGAAAUGCUUUGAAUGUGUAUUAUGACCUGAAAUGAUAGUAGCCAUCAUCAUUGUAUAGCGAGCAAGACUUUUCCCAUGUACUGUAACAGUAUCUAGCUAACUUGUGCCUAGCAGAAACCCAUAUAGGACGUCGCUAUAUAGGGCUAGUAUAACAGUAGCCUAGGCCAGCUAAGGUGUCCGGUAUCGAGGGGCGUUCGUUCAGUAUGGGGUGUCAUACCGGUCCGGCCAGACCGGUAUAACGAGCUAGACUCAUGUGGCACUUAUUCAUGUUGCACAACCUCAGACAGUGAGGUGCCCACGACCCAUUCGCGGCCCCAGGUACCUAGCAAACCACUCUGGUUACGCUUCACUAACUGUAAGUCGCUCUGGAUAAGAGCGUCUGCUAAAUGACUAAAAUAAAAAAUAAAAAUGUGAAAUGAUCUUUUUGUGAUGAAUACUGAAAGUGUUUGUGUUAACGAUUGUCAUUACAUUUAAAUACUAAUUAAUAGCCAGAUGAUCAGCAAUAUCAGCAUCUGUUUAUUUAUGAAAGAUGUGGCAAAUGUGGGCUCUCUGAAUGUGGAAUGUUGUCUUCAUCAGGGUUUUGAGUACAGUCGGAGUGGAAAUCCUACUAGAAACUGUCUGGAGAAAGCUGUUGCUGCUUUGGAUGGAGCAAAGUACUGUAAGUGUUCAUGUCAGACACAACUACCUCGUGAAUUUGUAUCUAAUAAUAUAUAACAAGUUAGAGAAUGUAGGCCUAUAGCUUACAGGUAGAAAAUACCGUUAUACCUUUAACUAGCCUCCUGUUUACAACUUGAAGAGAAUGUAUUCUUUGAACUAUCAUUAACUGUGAAUUUUGUGUAGGUUUUGCUCUGGCUUCCGGGCUGGCUGCGACUAUGACCAUCACUCACAUGCUGAAAGCUGGAGAUGGCAUUGUCUGCAUGAAUGAUGUGUAUGGAGGUAAGAUAUGGCCCACAGUGUCUGUAAAAUUGUCUGGAGAACUACCAAAAGGUAGACAAAAUGUUGUCAGUGAAAGAGUACACACAUAUUUGUAGGUAUGGUUUGAUGCAUUCAGCCAUGACCAUGAAACGGUAAUACAUUGUCUUUUUCUCUACAGGCACCAAUCGUUACUUCCGGAAGAUUGCUGCAGAAUUAGGCUUGGAUGUCUCCUUUGCUGAUUGUACCAAAAUCGAGUUGCUCCAAGCCGCUCUUAAGCCGAACACAAAGGUAAGUGGAAUUCUAAGUCUGCUUGAUGACCUUAUUCCAUUUAAUUUAUUUUCACCUAAACCUCCAAAGUUUGAAAAUAACCCAGGUUUCAGGUUUCCAGGCUGUUGGUGUGAGAAUAGAUGUGUCAUCCAGCAUCAGCACUACCAUUUCCCUUUUGUUCUUCAUGUUAAGUGCUCCACCCUGAGCUUUUCCCUGAGUCAUAGCAUUAUCAUAGACUCCAUUGGAGAAUUCAAGGAGAAACUUCACUCUCACUGUGACUUGUCUCUCUUGUCCAUACAUGACCAUAGUUUAAAACCUAGAUCUUAUAGCUGUACGUUUUUGAUUAGGAGCCAAAACUAUGAAACUCAAAUGACACCUGCUGCUACAAGGCUAGAUACUGUAUAUUAUUGAUAUAUACUGUAUUACCUUCCACUCAAACUAAUUUGUUCUUUAAAUUCUAAAGGGAUUCUCCUUUAUUUUCUAUCUUCAUGUAGUUGGUAUGGAUUGAGACUCCCACCAACCCUACCAUGAAAGUGGUGGAUAUCCAGGCCUGUGCAGAGGUGGUCCACCAACACAACAAGGAUACCGUGGUGGUCGUGGACAACACUUUUAUGUCAGCCUACUUCCAGGUAAGUAGCAAGUCUAUCCUGCCUUGUAUGCGUUGUUGGUUAUGUAUCUAGAAUGUUGAUUGUUGGUUCGGCAUUGCCACAUUCAGCCCAGGGACAGUUGGAAAUGAGUAUCCUUAGUGAAGUUUAACACAUUGUCAUUUCCUCUCUUCCCAGACUGGUUCAUAGUGAGUCAUUGAUUAACCCAAAGAUACUCCUAUGUGUUUGUCUCUUGCUCUUUAGCGCCCCUUGGCCCUCGGAGCAGACAUCUGCAUGUAUUCAGCUACUAAGUACAUGAAUGGUAGGUACAUGUUGUCUGUACAUUGAUGUUGACUGAAGAGAAUUUCCACACAAAAAAAUUUUGAGUUUACAUGGGUGUUUAUUUUUUUCCUUCUUAUUUGAUUGACAGGUCACAGUGAUGUUGUAAUGGGCCUGGUGUCUGUGAACCGUGAGGACCUGUAUGACCGACUGAAGUUUCUACAGAAUGGUGAGAGAUGAAUGAAUGGCAAAUGGCAACUGGAUAAAAGCAAUGUAUGUUAAGCUGACACACCCGCCACAUUUGUUGCCUACUAUGAUUGAAGCACUUAAACUUAGCUGUGAAGCAGUUGCUCCAUUUUUGUGACCUACUUUCGCUCAUCAAAUAUCCACACAUGCUCGUGAUGCCAGGGCUUUCCACCAAUUAUAAACCACUGAUAAAGAAGGCUUUGUGUGUUACCCUGGUUGGUUCUUUGUCUGAGGGGCUGAUUGGUGUGUUGUAUAACGCAUUGUUCUUCCUUACUAUACCCUAACACUAAAGCCCUGGGAGCCGUACCGUCCCCCUUUGACUGCUACCUGUGUAACCGUGGCCUGAAGACCCUGCACCUGCGCAUGAGGCAGCACUUCAAGAACGCCCUGGCGGUGGCCCAGUUCCUGGAGGCUGACCCCAGGGUGGACAGAGUCAUCUUCCCAGGUGACUUUUCAAAGUGCAUUAUUUCUGUAUAUUGCAUAAAAUGCAUGUUUUGACAUGACCUGCUUCCUGGGCAAAUAGCUGAUAUAACAAACAUGUCACAAUGCAGUCACUUUGGUAAAUCCCUGGGCCAGUAGAAGCACAUGUAAAGUGUAUAGUUACACGCAUAGCACAUUCCUCUCCAGUUACCCUCUUAUUCUCUACGCUUGAGUCGACCGCACCCUGUGGUUAAGGGAUUUAACAGUCGACUGUCUGGUUUUCCUCUUAUUCCCCCUUCACUCUGUAGGCUUACCCUCCCACCCCCAGCACGAGCUGAUGAAGAGACAGUGUACAGGCUGCCCAGGGAUGAUCACCUUUUACAUAAAGGGAAAACUGGAGAAUGCCAGCACCUUCCUCAGCAACCUCAAGGUGAUUACAGAAUUGAGACGCUCACAUCUGAUUCACAAUAUAAUGCCAAGACGAUCUCUACUGGGCUCGUCUGGUUACGCUUCAUACACUAUAGUUGCUGGAACCAUUCUGGAAAGAACAGUGUGAAAAUAAACUGCACGGUUCGGCUCUAUAGUAUGAGGAUCACUGUAUUUUACUACAGUAUGUGUUGUGAAUUCACUCACAGAUGGACACGGUAAUAACAUUUUGUGCUGGUUUUUAUUUCAGUUGUUUGCACUUGCCGAGAGCCUUGGCGGUUAUGAAAGUUUGGCAGAGCAUCCGUAAGUAUUCCUACAUAUCAUCAACAAUCAUAAUAUUGUAACUGCUACAAUAUUAAGAUUCAAAAUGUUGUCAGCUGAACCAAAUAAUAUACUGAAGUAUCUAAAUAUACAGUACUUUGAUUGCCUCAAUUAUUGAACAAUAAUGCCACAAGGGGGCAGCAGUGGUCAAGAAGAAAUGUAUAUAUUUUUUGUACUUUGAAGUUUUGAAACCAACUAUUUAAACAUAGUGCUUUUAGAAAUGGAUUAUUUUUGAAUAUUUAGCUAUUUCCCUUUUCUUUCCCUCUCUCUCAGGGCGAUAAUGACCCAUGCGUCUGUUCCAGAGAGUGAUAGAGCCGCCCUGGGGAUCAGUGACACGCUGAUCCGUUUGUCUGUGGGGCUGGAGGAUGAGCAGGACAUCAUUGAGGACCUGAAACAAGCCCUGAACGCUUCUGUAUGCACACUACUGUACACUACACUCUGCCUGUACACUACUGUACAAUACACUACACUCUGCCUGUACACUACACUACACUCUGCCUGUACACUACCGUACAAAACACUACACUCUGCCUGUACACUACCGUACAAAACACUACACUCUGCCUGUACACUAAUGUACACUACACUCUGCCUCAACACUACCGUACAAUACACUCCAUUCUGCCUGCACACUACCGUACAAUACACUCCUCUGCCUGCGCACUACCGUACAAUACACUUCACUCUGCCUGCGCACUACCAUACAAUACACUCCACUCUGCCUGCACACUACCAUACAAUACACUCCACUCUGCCUGCACACUACCGUACAAUACACUCCACUCUGCCUGCACACUACCGUACAAUACACUGCACUCUGCCUGCACACUACCGUACAAUACACUUCACUCUGCCUGCACACUACCAUACAAUACACUCCACUCUGCCUGCACACUACCAUACAAUACACUCCACUCUGCCUGCACACUACCGUACAAUACACUCCACUCUGCCUGCACACUACCGUACAAUACACUCCACUCUUCCCGCACACUAUCUUGCAAUACACUCCACUCUUCCUGCACACUAUCGUACAAUACACUCCACUCUUCCUGCACACUAUCGUACAAUACACUACACUCUGCCUGGUCAUAGCACACUCCCUGAAAACAAGUCUCUAAACUCAGCUAGUCUAACACCAUGAACCACUGAUUUCUGCCCUGCGAUAAGUAAGGUAGCUCUGUCAAAUCCAGACAAAUGGGACCUGGUCAGUGAUAAUUAUCCCUGGAAUAUUUUGCCCCAAACACAUCCGUAGUACAUCCACUGAACAUCCUGACCACACAAAUGGUUGUUUCCAUCUGUUGAUUUAUUCCCUUUUGUUUUCUUUGAGCAGCAUCCAAAGAAGAAGUAAUGUCUUCAGGACGUCCCAAGACCAGCGGUUGUCUGUCGUCAGUGGGAUGGAGCAGAGGCAGGAGUACCCAGUGUUUCUAGCCGUGUACAAGGAGAGAGCAGCGAGAUGGUGCCUCAACACAGCGUACACAAACUGUAUUUAUGAAUGCACUCAUCAUCAGGGAACAACCUGCUCUUAAAACAUUACGCCUUCUUCAUUAAUUAUUAAUAACCCUUUUUAUCAUCAAUUCUUUGAAUGCUGAUUUUAUCAGGAGGACUUCCAAGGACUUCAUUUUAAUAUUUCAUUCUUGCUGCUUUUGCUGUGUGUGUGUGUUUUUGUUUCGUAAUUUUUUUGUUUGGAGGGCGUUGAUAGGGCACUGUGACAGAGAUUCUUAUUCAAUUACAACGGGUAUCCGGGACUUUCAGGAGUAUGGCAAAACAACAUUAAUUUGUCUUUCUGCUUCAUUUAGUUUGAACCAUGAGAAGAAUGUCUUGCUCUGUAAAUGUCGGGACAGCAGUUUUGAUUAAAUACAACUAUGUGUCUGGCUCUAUCAAAUGUAUGCCUAGUAAAGGGAUAGUGGGGAAGCUUUGCCCUAGAGUUUGAGUCUUAAAGAAAGUUGGCCCGUGAGGGAGUGCUAUGUGCAUGCUUGUCCUUGCCUUCUGUCGAACAAUUUUAUAUUUUAAAUUAAUUGCGUGAAGAGGUUUUUAAUGGAAUGACUCAAAAUAGGAUUAUUCUUUGAGCAAUGUACAAAGUUCCAGUGGUGUUGCUGAACUCAACUCACAGGCUUGUUCUCAGAUCAAAACACUCAGCGAUGUCAGGGUUUUCUACCUGAGAACCAACCAACCCCACGUCGUGUUGGUGCUCUCUCACUCAGUUGACGGUGUUAUCAAUCCCAUAUCAUACUUACUGUAUCUCUGAUUGCUACUCAAGUAUGUGCUUCAAUUGGGAAAGACCAUGUUUGAUCAAUGUCAUCAGUGUGACCAAACUCAUUAAAUUCAGUUUGCAGUACGUCAUGCUGGAACUCUCACUCACUUGACUGUGUUAUCAAUCACAUAUCAUACAUACUGUAUCUGCUUGCUACUUAAGUGUGUGCUUGAAUGUUUGAUGUCAUCUGUGUGACAUACUGUAAAAUGUGGCCUAGUAGGCUACUGUUUAUUAAGCUGUUGUAAACAAUGAAAUGGAGUAAAACAACUGUAUAAUUUGGCUUAAUAAAAACAUUUUAUAGUAGACUAUAGCAUUACCCAUAG